UAAUGGAACAGAGUCAUGGACUAGUGCAUAGCUAGAUAACUUAGGCAACGUUAGUUAGUUUUUUGGAAAAUAUCUGCAGAGGUGGCCACUGCAACAACUGAUACCGACAGGCUACCUAUCCAUUUACCUUCUUCCUUUCGGGGGCUGGUUUUGCAUUUUGAGGUUCCGGUGUCAGUGUACGGUAGUCUAGCCUAGAGUCAAGACUACCUAGGCAGCGUGUUUUGCAAAUAAAAACCUGAGCUUUCUCAUCCCACUACUCCAGAUUCGAGAGCCUCGUUUCAGGAAGGUGUGUGUAACCCGGAUGUUCAGUUACACAACGCGGAAAUACAGGAUAGAGUCAUUCGCCACACUGAUAAGUGAAUCAAACAUCAAAAACAGUAAUUUGAAAAUUAAGGGCAAAUACUACGACUGGAAUCUAAAUCGUUGCUGAACUUCUUCUCUUCACUUUGUCUGGUUUCCGGCGCUGAUCAGCUCAGCCCUUCUAACCUAAUCCCCAUCUGUGCCCGUGUUAUACGGAUCCCAACCGCUGCCCCCACGUAUCGGAAUUCCACUGCUGCUCCAGACCCCCCCCCUGCAGUCUCUCUUGGCGUGGCCAAGCCCCUCUCAUUCAGGAUAGCCUCUGCACAGCUCCAUGGCGGGUCGUGGAGGACCGGCGCGACCCAACGGCCCGGCGGCAGGCAACAAGAUCUGCCAGUUCAAGCUGGUGCUGCUGGGGGAAUCGGCGGUGGGCAAGUCCAGUCUGGUGCUGCGCUUCGUCAAGGGCCAGUUUCAGGAGUACCAAGAGAGCACCAUUGGAGCUGCCUUCCUCACACAGACUGUCUGCCUGGACGACACGACAGUCAAGUUUGAGAUUUGGGACACGGCAGGCCAGGAGCGAUACCACAGCCUGGCGCCCAUGUACUACAGAGGAGCCCAGGCGGCAAUUGUGGUCUACGACAUCACCAACCGAGACACUUUUACGCGGGCAAAGAACUGGGUGAAGGAGCUGCAGAGACAAGCCAGCCCCAACAUCGUCAUCGCUCUGGCUGGGAACAAGGCCGACGUCGCUAACAAGAGAGCCGUUGAUCUCCAGGAAGCACAGGCCUAUGCCGAUGACAACAGUCUACUGUUCAUGGAGACUUCAGCUAAGACUGCUAUGAAUGUCAACGAAAUCUUCAUGGCCAUAGCAAAGAAGCUGCCCAAGAACGAGGCUCAGGGCGCAGCCGGGGCAGGGGGCCGGGCCCGGGCAGGAGUGGACCUUCAGGAGCCCGCCCCCCAGGGCCGCAGCGGCCAAUGCUGUGGCGGGAGCACUUAGCCAAUAUCCAAUGAACUGACUGAACGAGCACAGAACACAAAUAUUAUCAAGGCAACCAAUCACGGCCUAGAGAGUAACGAUGCGGGAACCGUUCUCUCCCCCCCCCCCCCCCCCCCAAUCAAAAGGAGACCCUUUAAAAAAAUUAUAAGCUAGAGAACUUCAGUGUGACCCUCUCACAUACUCUCUUUUACCCUCUAUCUAUCCCUCUGCUGUACCUCCCAUCUUCUCCCUCUCUCACUUUAAGCUAAUACUAACUGGAUUAUGUCUUAACAUUUUCUGUCCUUUUAAAAAAAACAUUUUGUCGAUGGAUCAUACCAACUCCUAUUAGCCUUUUUGUCCAGGUGGCAGGUGCGUGUCGCAAAGGUUAAGUUGUCUUUUCCUCUUAAAAUCAUUUUCUUCCUUCCAUGUUGGUCUUCCACAUCUGGAAGAGGGAAAAUAUGCUCCAAGGGGACAAUGUGUCUUACGCUCUUUCUCCGGAUCUGUCCAUUUUGUAAAUUAAUAUUAGCAUUUGUUUAUUAUUACCGCUGUUCCUUUGGCACGAGUGGGGGAUGAUUAUAUCGGACACACCUAAUGUGGUUUCCGACACGUGUGACAAAUUAAACCGUAACACAGUGUGCAUUUUUAUCACCUAGUACACCAGACAGUCAUUUUUAGCAUCAUGUUUUUGAAUCUGUAAGAUGAAUGUAAGAAUACAUUGUAAGACCUGGGGGGAAAAAAAACAUGGCAAGAUUUUCUUGGCCAAACUGUACAUUGUUAAAAUGUUUAUUCCCAUUAACAUAGUAUAACAAUCAUUUGUUCACCACCAAUCAAACACAAAUGUUCUGUUGGGGGGGCAGCAUGUGGUAGGCCAGCCUCCGACAUGAGAUUUAAAUCAUGUAUAUUGUUAUCAAAUAAACUUAUCUUGUAGUUUGAGGUAAAA
This is a messenger RNA of Oncorhynchus gorbuscha (pink salmon), 2213 nucleotides long. Its product is annotated as ras-related protein Rab-5C-like. Gene Ontology annotation, molecular function: GTP binding; GTPase activity. NCBI's taxonomy places the organism in Eukaryota, Metazoa, Chordata, Actinopteri, Salmoniformes, Salmonidae. The record is from RefSeq and is a predicted model, not a curated record.